Chelonus insularis is the source of this 957-nucleotide messenger RNA. It is a transcript of the gene MCU, whose product is annotated as mitochondrial calcium uniporter. The record is from RefSeq and is a predicted model, not a curated record. Bases 1 to 957 code for a protein of 318 amino acids. Gene Ontology annotation, cellular component: uniplex complex; mitochondrial inner membrane. Lineage: Eukaryota; Metazoa; Arthropoda; Insecta; Hymenoptera; Braconidae. Gene Ontology annotation, molecular function: calcium channel activity; uniporter activity. Gene Ontology annotation, biological process: mitochondrial calcium ion homeostasis; calcium import into the mitochondrion. The transcript has 5 exons.
AUGUUUUUAGACGUAACGAUCGACUUCCAUCGUGGCUUUCCAAGGAUCACGGUUCCUCUUCCAUCGAGGAAAGAGAAGUGUAUGUUCACCCUCAGGCCAAUCACAAACACAGUCGGAGAUUUUCUUCAUAUGUUGAAAGCAGAAGAUCGUGGUAUAGACAGAGCAUGUAUUACGACAUUAGAGGGAACUAGAAUAUGCAGCAACAAUACAAUAGAAUCCCUUCUUGAUUCUGACUUUAGGUUGGUUAUCAACGAUGUAACUUACGAUGUUUCACCGCCAAAUCAAGACAGGUAUGCGAUGGAAGCUGUUGAGAAGCUAUCUGACGUCCAGGUCACGGUUGCUCAGCUCUAUGAAACUUUUCAAUGUUCCGAACACAAUUCUAUUCUGGAGAGAGAAGUCAUUGCUGAGUUGGAGCAGGUGAUGGUGGAGUUAGAACCAUUAGAACUGAAAAAACAAGAACUUGAAAUUGCUGCCGAAAGACGAGCCAAUUUUCACUCAUGGAUAGGUCUUGUCGCCAUGGCCAUUCAGUUUGGAGUCCUUGCGAGGUUGACCUGGUGGGAGUAUUCGUGGGAUAUCAUGGAACCUGUGACCUACUUUGUCACAUAUGCAACGGGCAUGCUCUGUUAUAUCUAUUUCAUCGUAACAAGACAGGAGUAUAUGCUACCAGAUGUAAUGAAUAGAAGAUACUUAAUAGCUCUUCAUAAACGUGCAAAAAAAGUUGGACUGGAUUUAACCAAAUAUAAUGAAUUGAAAGAUCGUGCUUAUGAGUUAGAAACAACAUUAAAAAUUAUUCGAGGUCCACUUUGGAAUCAUAAGAACAAAGUUCAACAGAAAUUACGUGAACGACAACAGAGGUCAUCGAGUAGUUCAAGUUCAGAAUCGAAUUCUCGUUCACCCAGUCCUUCAAUUAAUACUCGUUCGGAUUUCCAACAACCAGAACCAAAACCACAGUCGUGA